Puccinia graminis f. sp. tritici CRL 75-36-700-3 is the source of this 2264-nucleotide messenger RNA. RefSeq lists its product as uncharacterized. The record is from RefSeq and is a predicted model, not a curated record. The coding region runs from base 59 to 1732 and encodes 557 amino acids. The transcript is spliced from 4 exons. NCBI's taxonomy places the organism in Eukaryota, Fungi, Basidiomycota, Pucciniomycetes, Pucciniales, Pucciniaceae.
AUUAUUAAACUCCCCUUGAAAAAAUUCAAAAAAUUCAAAAACUUCACACUCAACAACUAUGACCAACCAAACCAACAACAACCACCUCAACUCAUUCGAAGCCAACCUAUACCAACCAGGCUCAACAUCAUCAUCAUCAACUUCAAAUUCAGCCUCAGCCUCAGCCUCAAACCGAAUCCAUCCCUACCAAUCAUUCUCACUCUCAUCAUCAUCAAACAACAACAACAACAACACCCAUCCCUCGCUGUAUAUCAAAAAACCAUUCACAUAUCUCAAUUCAUUCAUCUCCACCUCCAGGAAACCCUCCCAUUCGAUCCAGAUCGCUAUCCUCAUCCUCAUCUCUCUCUCAACCCUUACCAUCCUAAUCGACUAUUGGACUCAAUCUCAACUAUAUAGACUUCGUUACCCAUGGACACUCUCCCCAUCCAAGGGCUCCUCGCCAUCCACGAGCUCAUGGAAGAGUCUCUCGGAAGGAUAUCUGGGCUUGCCCGCAUGCGAUCCGUUCGGCGAGCCCGGGACGGUGGUCCUGAACACGAGCUUCUACCACGACGCGAGCUGGGUGCCGUUUGGGCCGAGCUGUGCGCCCAGUCCGGACUAUCUCUCGGCCUUACGGGCGAUCCGCGAGGUGCCGAUCAACCUGCCCCUCUCGCAACGAGACGCUCUCAUCCAUCGACCCAUCCAUACAACCUCCUCCUCAAAAGAACAAGAAGAACCACAACAGACUGAGUUCUUCGAUCGAUCCGCUUUCGACCUUUGGGGUAGACCCUACCCCGACCUCACCUUCCUCCGCGGAAAAACUAUCCUUCUGCUCGGCGACUCCGUCGAUCGUAACUCGCUCGAACAUCUCCACCAACUCGUCCAUGCAGACGUCCGCUCCCUCCACUACCUCGACAUCAAUAACCCCCCUCCCUCUUCCGAUUGGGACCCUAGAUCGACCCCCUGGGAAGUCAACCUCGGCAUCCUUCAUCCCCGUAACUAUAGUAAUGCCUCCUACCCCGAUAAUUCUCGAGAUUUUGCCGGCUUGAAUUGUAAACUUCUUAAUGGGUUCUUUUAUGGCUUGGAUGAUAUAGAUGAAUUUUCAGUUCAAGCGGAUUGGCAUGGGCCCGGAUUAGCGGAGAGUAGAGUGCGAGAGUUAUACGAGCCGUUGACGGGAGCGUAUGGGCGAGAAGACGGGGAAGGGCCGGCGUUUAUAAUGCUCCAAUCGGGGCUCUGGGACCUAGCGUUUUUUGGGCGACGGAACCGACAACGGAACGAGACGACGGAGUUACCGUUAGGGGCGGAAGAGCUAGACUGGUGGCAGGGCCGAUUCCGGUCGUUGAUCCGGACGAUCAAGUACACCUGGCCAGACACCCCGCUCUGGAUCCGGACCACCCAUCGCAUAGGCGAACAGUUCUGGGCCGCGCAUGAUUGGCAGGCCGGACUCAAACAUGGCCUCGGAAAGGGAUUCGUGAACUUCUUCCCCGAUCAUCGUGUACAUCAGAUUCGUCAGAUGCAGCUCUUCGUCGCUAAGGAAGAAGGGCUGCCCGUCUUCGACUUCUAUAAUCUUUGGGAAGGCUACCAAAAGUUUCAGGAUAAAGUCCAUCCUCUAAAAGUGCCUGGUGGUGUGUUGAUGAAUCAAGCGUUAUUCCAUCACGUUUGGAUGGAAUCUAUUGGCAGAAAAAACUGGGAUCCCAGUUAUCUCACACGAAAUCGGAUCGGAAAAUUACCACACCAUCUCCAUGAAUUCUACUAAUCUUGAACCCCCCCCCCCCAACACCACGUCCCCCUUUCCUUUCCCAUCUCUUAUCCUCACAGGGUCUCUUGCUUGAAUUCAUUCAUUUGCAUUAACUUUCUUGCUUUUCCUCUUUUCUUUCCUACUCAGAUAUAUAUGGUUUUUUUUUCUCUCUCUUUCUAAUUUUGUCUUCAAAUAUAGAUCCUUCAUCCCAUUCAUUCCACUCAACUCACCCCCCCCCAAAAAAAAAAUGUCUGCAUAAAUAGUUUAUCCAUGCAUAUCCUCUUCAUCCCUUGUUUAGAUCCUAUCCUCCUUUCCUUUCCUUUCCUUUCCUUUUCUUUUUUUUCUGGAAUCUUCUUUUGUUUUUCUACACUUAACAUUGCAUACAAUUUUUUUUCUUUUUUGAUUUGAUUUGAUUUGAAUUCCUGGAAACUCUUCUUCUUCUUUACCAUCAUUUUUUUGUUAUGGUUUGUGUAUAUCGUUUUGAGUCUCCUUUGGUAUCCUGGUACACAUUCAUUCAUAUCAUUCAUUCAUGUUCAUGACUAACAUUCUC